UAUAUUGUGAAAACUUCUUCAAUUUUUAUACCAAUCCGCGUCUGACAUUAAAUAUAUUUUAUAUUUUUCUUUAUGUGAGAAUUAACAAUCAUACUGUGGCACAGAAUGCACAAGAUAUUAUUAUGUAAUGAUCUGAGUACGCACUGUAUUUAUCACGAUUGAUUUUUACGCUUAUGGAUAUUAGUCUAGGAUAUAAGUUUCUUUUUGUGUUUUACAUCUUUUCCUCAUAAUAUUUUAACACCAUUUUGUUACUAAUAAAAUCGGAGGAAUGCAUUUACGAAUUACACAAUUUAAUAGAUGCUUUUAUCAACACUGUUGGUCUAAUGACACAAUUUGGUUCACGUUUUAUAAUAUAUGUCUUAUUGAAGAUAUAUACAUCGAUAUAUAGGUUUAUAUAGUUUAAAUAUGUUAAUUAAUAUUAACAUUUUUGAAAUCAAAUUAAUAUAUAUACGCGUUAUAUUUGUAUGGGAAAGUUUUUGCUAUAUAUUAUAUAUACACACAUAUAUAAAUAUACACUUACAUACAUAUAUCUAUACUCUGUGAAAGGCAACUGUUAAUAGUGUCACAAAUUGUUGAGUACAAUAAAUAUACGCAUUAUCAUUAUUCAUUGCUUUGUAUUCAUAUUAACAUAGCAAUUAAAUUUCCUGCCCUGCGAUUUUUCUAUUAUCGUAAAAAUCUAUUGCAAAAUUAAUAAUAUGCAAAUAUGUAUGAAAUAUUCUGCAUAUUAAGUCUCUAGCAAUUAGGUGAUUAGGUGAAAAAUAAUAUAUACGCCAUAGUGUGAUGUAUUGCACGUUCUCUACCGUAUAGACCCAACAAUCACCAAGGAAACUGAUAUAAAUAUAGUGCUCUUUAUCAGUGAUAUUCUCGUCGUACGGAGCUUUUAUAUAAACUGUAUACUCGUUCGUGCAUUUGUAAUGAAUUUAACACAUUGAUUUAAGUGCGAAUUUAUAGAAUUUUUAUCAAUAUGCAGCGAGCAUCGAUAUUACCUUGUCUUCCAGGUUUUAGCUUUGAUAGGAACCUUAAUAGAACCAGAUUUCAUAAAAGCCAACUUUUUGACAAGAUACAUGGAGUUUAUUAUUUAUCCGAAAAAGCAGACACGACUGUUCACAGUCGUUACUCGUCCAUUUGUCCCCGAGGGGAGGCACAAGAAAUUCCGCCAUGGCUCGCAUAUGAUGGCCAAAGACUCAAGUUCAAAGCAUUUUUUCAAGAGACUGUGCAAGAAAAAUGGAAAAUGGCCUUUCACAUUCGUGCGGUGAACAUUAGCUUUUUCCUAGAGGAUGGAACAAUGAAAAUCGUAGAGCCGUCUGUGGACAAUAGUGGCCUUGAGCAAGGCGUCUUGGUCAGACGUCAAAGAAUACCUAUACCCGAUCCAGUGAAAUAUCGAUAUUAUGAUAUACUUGACUUGAAUAUCGGUAAAGAACCCGAGAUAUACGGCCGAGUGUACAAAAUUAUAGACUGCGAUAAAUUUACAAGGCAAUUCCUCAAUCGCAUGGGAAUACCAGUGCCCGAUCCAAUCGAUUUACCAAAGGAUCCGUAUUCCGAAAUUCGAAAAGUCGAAACAUUUCCAAAAAAGCCUGGUCACACAACAAGUACUCUGGGCAAUUUUUUAAAAUACGAUAGACAAGUGCUCCGAUUUUAUGGAUAUUGGGAUGAUACCGAGAGUCCUCAUGGUAUCAUUCACGAUCUCGAACUGCAUUAUUAUCUUUCUGAUAAUACAAUGGACAUUAAAGAAAAUGUGCCAUCGAACGCUGGUCGAGAUUCGGGUCUCAUGUUCGUCAAAAGAAUGAAAAUACCGAAAUUUUAUACUGGCUUGCAACCGAUCGGGGUACAAGAUCCUUUCACGAUUCUAAACGUCUUAGGCGAAAAUGGAGCAAAAAAUUAUUACAUAGCGGAUUCUCUGGACACCGGUAAGGUCACUGCCGAUUAUUACAAAGAUAACGAAUUGAGCAUAGGGGCGGAAAUCAACGUUUUCGGUAGAAGAAUCGUCAUCACGGACAUGGACGCUUUUACGAAGAAAUAUUAUCGAAUAAAGUACGGUUUGGACGAUUUUGCGCCUCUGAUACGACCUCGAAGAGAUGACGAGCUGUGCCAGAAGAUGGAGAAAUACAUACCACCCUACAAUGGCUUUGGAUCGUAUGAUGAUUCUCUUGGUAAUUGUUUCACGAUGAUACCAAUAGCACCAAAGACAGAUUUCAUCAAGUUCUUGUACCACGACAGACAGGGUUUUAACAGUCACGUUUUGAAAUUCCGGGCGAGAAUGAUAUCGAAAAUUCCGGAUAACGAAGAAAGACUAUUUGUUAUAAGAGUAUUUCUCGUGGAUGACACGAUAUCAAUUUUCGAAUUAGCAAAACGAAACUCAGGCUUUCCGAGAUCUUCAUUCCAAAAACGAAUGCCGGUAAUGUUGCCCGGUCAGGAUAUUUUUACAAGCAAAAAACCGGAAUACUACAAAUCACAAGAUUUUUAUGUAGGAGCACGCAUAAACCUGCGCAACUUUCAUUUCGAAAUUACGUCUGCGGAUAAUUAUUCCCUCCGUUACAUGGAAUUACAUUGCGACAAGUUUCCUAAAGCGAAUAAGAAACUGAUAAUGGACAAACUUCGAGAGCACUUACAACCAUUGUAUACCGAGUUCAUUCAAGUGUAUGCCCCGCCUAAAGAUGCGAAAGAUAACAUUCGAGUGCUGAAAUAUGAAAAACUCAAAGAAGCGUUACACCGGUAUCUGGGAGACAAAAUAGUAGAACAUGAAAUAAUUACAAUUGCGCGAUACUAUUCAUUUCAUGAAAAAAUGGAGUGUCAAUCGAGAGAGAAUGUAAGACGUUUGUUACACACGGAACUAUAUCGAUUUCUAUGGCACGAUCUCGAUCGUUUAAAAGAGGAUCUAUAUCAUUGGGACAGAGAUAAAACAGGAUUUCUACCUCGAGAAUCUUUGUACACGAUUCUGCGUGGUUGUCGGAUUCCCGUCGACGUGGAAUUAUUAAAUUCUAUGUUGGAUCAUUUAAAGAAAAACGAAGACGGCAAAAUCGAUUACAACGAUCUACUGAAAUUCGUGAACGUAAAAAUUGACCCUUUGCCACCAGCUGCACCCGCAAAUAUAAAGACAGCUCUUUGGUGGGCAUAUGGAAAAGAAUCGGAUUACGGAGAUGAAAUAAACUGGUGCGAGUUCACAAAGGAUAUGGAUAUAAAGAUCGAUGAGAACGCAAAGCCGGAGGUCAGCGAAAAUACAGAAAUUUAAUUCGCGCUGAGACACUGACACUUCGAGUAUCAAAAUACAAUAAAACAGUA
Messenger RNA from Linepithema humile (Argentine ant), 3279 nucleotides. NCBI's taxonomy places the organism in Eukaryota, Metazoa, Arthropoda, Insecta, Hymenoptera, Formicidae. The record is from RefSeq and is a predicted model, not a curated record.